Messenger RNA from Cavia porcellus (domestic guinea pig), 4338 nucleotides. It is a transcript of the gene Csde1, whose product is annotated as cold shock domain containing E1. NCBI's taxonomy places the organism in Eukaryota, Metazoa, Chordata, Mammalia, Rodentia, Caviidae. Gene Ontology annotation, molecular function: nucleic acid binding. The record is from RefSeq and is a predicted model, not a curated record. Bases 561 to 3095 code for a protein of 844 amino acids. The transcript has 21 exons.
GCGCAAGCGUAUGCGGAGCACUCCCCCCGCCCCCCCCCGCCUUCCCGUGCACGCAGUCGGAGUCUGUAACUCUCGCGAGAGAAGCGAGAUUUAUUCCUACGUACCGGGCCGUGCUGCUUAUGGCGGCGCUGGAGAGGGGGCGCUGAGCUGUUGGGUAUGAAGUGUAACAGAACAGACUUUACCACCUGAAACUGCUGCUUCAAGUUCAGAUCAGGCAAGGAACAAACCUCGUAACAACCAGCAAGACCAAAGAAGAGUACACUUAAGUUGAAGACACAACACUUGAUCUGAAACAAGAAGUUUGUGCCUACUCAACAGCUUUGAAAGAGCACUUCCCAACGCUGCUAGUAGUCUUUGUUUUCUUCAGUGCUGUACUGUGAGAUUGCCCGGUGCAGCAGCAGUUGUAUUCUUUAUUAGCUUGGUAGACCAUUUUCUCUCGCUUUUUUUUUUUUUUUUUUUAAUACUAGCAACUUUCACCCUUUGAAACUUGUGCUGAAAAAGAAGAAUCAGCUAAUACUACUGAAAGUGCAAUAUUUGAUUAUCACUGCGAGCUAUUUGAGAUGGAGAAUGCAUUUACUCUGACUUCAGAGCCUCAUCCCCCUCCUGCAGCCCCUCCUUCACUUUCUUUAUCUUUAUCUUCAACUUCUACCUCAUCUGGGACUAAAAAACAAAAGAAGACCCCCACGUAUCAGAGAUCUAUGAGCUUUGAUCCAAACCUUCUCCACAACAAUGGACAUAAUGGGUACCCCAAUGGUACUUCAGCAGCACUUCGUGAAACUGGGGUUAUUGAAAAACUGUUAACCUCUUACGGAUUUAUUCAGUGUUCAGAACGUCAAGCUAGACUUUUCUUCCACUGUUCACAAUAUAAUGGCAACCUGCAGGACUUAAAAGUAGGAGAUGAUGUUGAAUUCGAAGUAUCAUCUGACCGGCGGACUGGGAAACCAAUUGCUAUUAAACUAGUGAAGAUAAAACCAGAAAUCCACCCUGAAGAACGAAUAAAUGGACAAGUUGUGUGCGCUGUUCCUCACAACUUAGAGAGUAAAUCUCCAGCUGCCCCCGGUCAGAGUCCAACAGGGAGUGUAUGCUACGAACGUAAUGGGGAAGUGUUUUACCUGACUUACACCCCUGAAGAUGUUGAAGGGAAUGUUCAGCUGGAAACAGGAGAUAAAAUAAACUUUGUAAUUGAUAACAAUAAACAUACUGGUGCUGUAAGUGCUCGUAACAUUAUGCUGUUGAAAAAGAAACAAGCCCGCUGUCAGGGGGUAGUUUGUGCCAUGAAGGAGGCAUUUGGCUUUAUUGAAAGAGGUGAUGUUGUAAAAGAGAUAUUCUUCCACUACAGUGAGUUUAAAGGUGACCUGGAAACCUUGCAGCCUGGAGAUGAUGUGGAAUUCACAAUCAAGGACAGAAAUGGUAAAGAAGUUGCAACAGAUGUCAGAUUAUUGCCUCAAGGAACAGUCAUUUUUGAAGAUAUCAGCAUUGAACAUUUUGAAGGAACUGUAACCAAAGUUAUCCCAAAAGUACCCAGUAAAAACCAGAAUGACCCACUGCCAGGACGAAUCAAAGUUGAUUUUGUGAUUCCUAAAGAACUUCCAUUUGGAGAUAAAGAUACAAAAUCCAAGGUGACCCUGCUUGAAGGUGACCACGUUAGGUUUAAUAUUUCAACAGACAGACGGGACAAGUUAGAACGAGCAACCAAUAUAGAAGUUCUAUCAAAUACAUUUCAGUUCACUAAUGAAGCUAGAGAAAUGGGUGUAAUCGCUGCCAUGAGAGAUGGGUUUGGUUUCAUCAAGUGUGUGGAUCGGGAUGCUCGUAUGUUCUUCCACUUCAGUGAAAUUCUGGAUGGGAACCAACUUCAUAUUGCAGAUGAAGUAGAAUUUACUGUGGUUCCUGAUAUGCUCUCUGCCCAAAGAAAUCAUGCUAUUAGGAUUAAAAAACUUCCCAAGGGCACGGUGUCAUUCCAUUCUCAUUCAGAGCAUCGUUUUCUGGGCACUGUAGAAAAAGAAGCCACUUUUUCCAAUCCUAAAACCACUAGCCCCAAUAAAGCCAAGGAGAAGGAGGCUGAGGAUGGCAUUAUUGUUUAUGAUGAUUGUGGAGUGAAACUAACAAUUGCUUUUCAAGCUAAGGAUGUGGAAGGAUCUACUUCUCCUCAGAUAGGAGAUAAGGUUGAAUUUAGUAUUAGUGACAAACAGAGGCCUGGGCAGCAGAUUGCAACUUGUGUACGACUUUUGGGUCGUAAUUCCAACUCCAAGAGACUCUUGGGUUAUGUGGCAACUCUGAAAGUUAAUUUUGGAUUUAUUGAAACAGCCAAUCAUGAUAAAGAGAUCUUUUUCCAUUACAGUGAAUUCUCUGGUGAUGUUGAUAGCCUGGAACUGGGGGACAUGGUUGAAUACAGUUUGUCCAAAGGCAAAGGCAACAAAGUCAGUGCUGAAAAAGUAAACAAAACUCACUCAGUGAAUGGUAUUACUGAGGAAGCUGAUCCCACCAUCUACUCUGGUAAAGUUAUUCGCCCUCUGAGAAGUGUUGAUCCAACACAGACUGAGUAUCAAGGAAUGAUUGAGAUUGUGGAAGAGGGGGAUAUGAAAGGUGAGGUGUAUCCAUUUGGCAUAGUUGGGAUGGCCAACAAAGGGGAUUGCCUACAGAAAGGGGAGAGUGUUAAGUUCCAGUUGUGUGUCCUGGGCCAAAAUGCACAGACUAUGGCCUACAAUAUCACACCCCUGCGUAGGGCCACAGUGGAGUGUGUGAAAGAUCAGUUUGGCUUCAUUAACUAUGAAGUAGGAGAUAGCAAGAAGCUCUUUUUCCAUGUGAAAGAAGUUCAGGAUGGCAUUGAGCUACAGGCAGGAGACGAGGUGGAGUUCUCAGUGAUUCUUAACCAGCGCACUGGCAAGUGCAGUGCCUGUAAUGUUUGGCGAGUCUGCGAGGGCCCCAAGGCUGUUGCAGCCCCCCGACCUGAUCGACUGGUCAAUCGCUUGAAGAAUAUCACCCUGGAUGAUGCCAGUGCUCCUCGCCUAAUGGUUCUUCGUCAGCCAAGGGGACCAGAUAACUCAAUGGGAUUUGGUGCAGAAAGAAAGAUACGUCAGGCUGGUGUCAUUGACUAACCACGUCCACAAAGCACAUCCUUAAUCCACUAUGAUCAAGCUGGGGGGAUUCUGGUGAAGGGUUCUGAAUAUCUCCCUCUUCAUCCCUCCCAAAAUCUGGAAAACUUAUUCUAUUGAGCUAUUACACCAGUUUUAACACCUUCCUCGUGUUAUGUUUAAAAAAAUAAAUAAAUUUAAGAAACCAUUUUAAAAUUAUGCACAGUUGCAGCCUGGAGAACUUAAGGUGGCGCCUUAUAGUAUCACUUUAGGAGCUUUAUUUGGUGCAUUUAACGCAACUGGUAAUUGCAAAAUCCACUUCGCCUGUAUAAAUGAAACAUAGACUGUUACCUUGUUGGCCCUAUGAAAUUCUGCACUUGAUGAUUUAGUAUAUACUCUACCUUCAUUACUCCUGGCAAGAUGUUCUGCCUUUGAAGUCAGUUGCAUUCUUCUCCUUUUCUUUCCUGUUCAUUAUGCUUUAAUUCUGAGGACCAUAGGAGGGUAGAAUAUAUUACAUUUUUAAAAUUACAAAAAUUUGUAUAGGCAAACCAUUUUAAGUUGAUGGCCAAAUGUUAAAAUGUUAUUUUUCAUAUCAUUUAUAAUCUUGUCACAAUAUACUUAACAAAGUUUGGGUAGAUUUCAGUGGUAAUUAUCUCCCCAGAGUAGGUCCCCCCACCCCCGGGGAUGGGGGUUAAUAACUUUACAAUUAGUAUGUAGGGUGCAGAAUUUCAGGCAAAUGAAGUGUGCCAGGAGUGUAAUAAUUUAAUCGUAUUUAAAAGAAAAAAAGACGAAUGCACAAAUUUGUUGCUGCUUAGAUCACUGCAGCUUCUAGGACCCAAUUUCUUUUACUGAUUAAAAAACAAAACAAAAAAAAUAAAAAAAGUUGUGCCUGAAAUGAAUCUUGUUUUUUUUGUAAGUAACCGCCUGGUUCCUGUGUCCUGUUAAAUACAGGCACCUGACCCUUGGUGUAGCUUCUGUUCAACUUUAUAUCACGGGAAUGGAUUGGUCUGAUUCCUUGGCCUUUAUCUUGAAUUGGCUAUAUACAGGGUCCAUAGCCAAUGGACAGAAGGCUGUUUUGAGAUGACGAGGGUCAGCUCAGGGGAUGUGGGGGAGGGCGCGUUUAUCUUCCCCGUUGUUUGAGGUUUUGAACUCUGGAUAAAAGAGGCCAUUUAUCUUUGUAAACACGAAACAUUUUUGCUUUCUCCAAUUUUAUGUUACUGGCGAAAGAAUGGAAGCGAAUAAAGUUUUACUGAUUUUUGAGACACUA